AUGUCAUCCUCUCAAGAUUCGAGUGCCAAUAAGUACUCACGAGCAAUACAUAUUUCCGACCAUACUGGUGAGAAGCUACAGCUUCACCUGUCUAUUGAAGAGGCAAACCCUCCCAAUACUCAAACUUCUACGGCCGACGGGAACAACGCCAGCCGACUUGAAGCUUCAUCCUCCAACGACCUUCGUCAACCAUUUGACAUGACGAAGUUACCACUACCUACCGCCACCGAAGAAAUGAAACAUCACACAACUACACUCACCGAACGGGAGUUUUCGCAGCCACCAUCACCAUCAGCCAAUCCAGCCGCACCGCGGCUCCAGAAAGAAUCCGUGCAGAUAUUUAAAGAAACGGGAUCCGAGUCUCGAAAAAACUGGAGAAGAAAGGUACUCGAGUACCGUUAG
Messenger RNA from Microsporum canis CBS 113480, 402 nucleotides. RefSeq lists its product as uncharacterized. Lineage: Eukaryota; Fungi; Ascomycota; Eurotiomycetes; Onygenales; Arthrodermataceae. The transcript has a single exon. The coding region runs from base 1 to 402 and encodes 133 amino acids. The record is from RefSeq and is a predicted model, not a curated record.